This is a messenger RNA of Camelina sativa (false flax), 1298 nucleotides long. Its product is annotated as protein DOWNY MILDEW RESISTANCE 6. Lineage: Eukaryota; Viridiplantae; Streptophyta; Magnoliopsida; Brassicales; Brassicaceae. The record is from RefSeq and is a predicted model, not a curated record.
AAUUUUUUUAAGUAGGACCGAGUAUUACUGCAUUGUUUAUAUAUUAUAUGAUCGGUGCACAACUGCACAUCGCAUACACAUACUCAAAGUCAAGUCUUCAUUUAUCUCUUAUACCCUUUUUGCUUCUUCUUCAAUUUUCUGACAUCAGAUGGCGGCAAAGCUGAUAUCCACCGGUCUCCGUCUCACUACUUUGCCGGAAAACUAUGUCCGGCCACUCCCCGACCGUCCACGACUCUCCGAAGUAUCUCAACUGGAAGAUUUCCCUCUCAUCGAUCUCUCUUCCUCAGAUCGAUCUCUUCUCAUCCAACAACUCCACCAAGCUUGCGCCCGGUUUGGUUUCUUCCAGGUUAUAAAUCACGGAAUUAACAAACAACUAAUAGAUGAUAUGGUGAGUGUUGCGCAUGAGUUCUUUAGCAUGUCUAUGGAAGAAAAAAUGAAGCUAUAUUCAGACGAUCCAACGAGGUCAACAAGAUUAUCGACGAGCUUCAAUGUGAAGAAAGAAGAAGUUAACAAUUGGAGAGACUAUCUUAGACUUCAUUGCUAUCCUAUCCACAAGUACGUCAAUGAGUGGCCUUCAAACCCUCCUUCAUUCAAGGAAAUAGUGAGUAAAUACAGUAGAGAAGUAAGAGAAGUGGGAUUUAAAAUAGAGGAAUUGAUAUCAGAGAGCUUAGGUUUAGAAAAAGAUUACAUGAAGAACGUGCUUGGUGAACAAGGUCAACACAUGGCAGUUAACUAUUAUCCUCCAUGUCCUGAGCCUGAGCUCACUUAUGGUUUACCUGCUCACACUGACCCAAACGCACUCACCAUCCUUCUCCAAGACACAACCGUUUGCGGUCUCCAGAUCUUGAUCGACGGUCAAUGGUUCGUCGUUAACCCACAUCCUGAUGCUUUUGUCAUCAACAUUGGUGACCAAUUACAGGCAUUGAGUAACGGAGUAUACAAAAGUGUUUGGCAUCGAGCUGUAACAAACACCGAAAACCCAAGACUAUCUGUCGCGUCGUUUCUGUGCCCAGCUGAAUGUGCUGUCAUGAGCCCGGCCAAACCUUUGUGGGAAGACGAGAACGACGAAGCGAAGCCAGUCUACAGAGACUUCACUUACGCAGAGUACUACAAGAAGUUUUGGAGUAGGAAUCUGGACCAAGAACAUUGCCUCGAGAACUUUCGGAACAACGACUAAGAUACUAUUAUCAUACAUAUAUGUCUCUCGCCUUUGUGUUUGUCUAGUAGGCAUAUAUAUUACAAAUCUAUGUAGCAGCACUGAUGUUCGAUUGUACACUCCCACAUAUAUUUUGUUUAAG